CCUUGUUGUCAAUUCAAAAUGGUCAAGCUUGUGAUUGUCUUCAAGAACGAAAAUUUCGAGCUCGAGGCGGACGAGCACGACUCUGUCACCGUCUUCCGCACGCAAGUGUACUCUGUCACUGGAGUUGAGCCAGAACGCCAGAUCCUGGUCGGCAUUGGCAACAAUCCAGCCCAGGAAGAAGACUUGCUGUCCAAGCAUCGAGUGACGAACGGGCAGCGCAUUCUGCUGAUGGUGAGGCCCGGACCGCCGACCCAAUCUGCGUCCCAACCUACUGCUGCUGCUGCUGCUCCUGCUCCUGCUGCUGCCCCUGCUCCUACCCCUGCCGCUCCUGCUCUGACGGCGCACGAGAGAAUGGCCCAGCAGCUGGCUCAGCGGUUGACGCAGCAGCUCGCUGCCAACAACCACAACCCGGCUGGCUUGACGGAACUCACCCGUCGCUGCGAAUCGUUCGCGAGACACGUCUACUAUUACGAAGAGCCCGCCACACGCGACGCCGCGCUGGCAGUCAUUCCAGUGCAGCUGCUAGAGCAGCGGGCACGCGACGCGGAGCAGAGUGGAGAUGAAAAGCGGCAGCCAGACGCACGCGACGAGUUGCUGCGUCAAUUGCUGCACUGGUUCAAGACGGAAUUCUUCACCUGGGUGAACAGCGUGCCCUGUGAACGAUGCGGAUCGACAGAGACCCAAAAUGCAGGGGCCGCGCGUCCCAACGCCAGCGAAGCGGCAGACCUGGCCGGGGUGGUGGAGAUGCACCAAUGCCGCCAGUGCACGCACGUCUCGCGCUUUCCGCGAUACAACCACCCCCGCAAGCUGCUCGAGACACGCCGUGGCCGCUGCGGAGAGUGGGCCAACUGCUUCACCUUGUGCUGCCGUGCGUUGGACUUUGACGCGCGCCACGUCCAGGACUGGACCGACCACGUCUGGACCGAGGUGUACUCGAACGCGCGCCGACAAUGGCUGCACUGCGACCCCUGCGAGAACGCUCUCGACACACCGCUCAUGUACGAGACUGGCUGGGGCAAGAAGCUCUCGUACGUGAUUGCCUUUUCAAAGGACGAAGUGCGUGAUGUGACGCGCCGCUACACCCGCACCUUUGAUCUCCCUGAAGGCGUGCGCUCCCGGCGCACGCUCUGCGACGAAGUUGCACUUUCUAGUGUCGUCGCACGUUUGGACACGCAGCAGAAGACCCGGAUGCGCAUCACUGCAAACAGUCCGCGAGCGCUCGAGCUUGCCAGUCGUGCAGCUGCCGAGAACCAAGAAUUGGCCGGCGUGAUUGCGGUGCAAGCCACACGUGCGCUCAAGAGCGAAGAGCUGCGCGGAAGGCAAUCCGGCUCGCUUGGGUGGAAGCUCGCGCGAGGCGAAAUGGGUCUGCCUGCACCUUCAGCUCAGCUUUCCACGCAGAUCGGCGCAGUGGUACCCACGCCGUUUGCAGGCUGUCUCCUUGUUGCUAGCGAGCGCAACAUUCUGCGCUACGACAUUACCGAGACGGGCUCGUGGACGCGCUGGGUGUGGCGAACUGUGCCUGACUCGCCGAAAGGAAAGGCCUCGCUCUCGCUUGUCGUCCGCCAUGCGUCGGGUGACGGCGCUGCGAUCGCAAGUACAGCAGCAGCAGCAGUGGCGGUAGCAGCCUCCUCCUCCUCCUCCUCCGAAGGUGAUUUGCCGAAUGGUGCCACCGUACUUGCCGUCUACUCUGAGCUUGGCCAAGUUCUCAACCUGGCCACGCUCAAGCCGUUCACCUCCAACUACACGUUCUCUCGUGCGGCGCGUGCAAUCUUCUCUCCACACGACGGGCAUUUGCUCGUGAGCGAUGCUGGCGCCGACGUGAUUGUUCGGUUUGAUGGCAUCACGGGCGCGUUCAAGGAUGUGUUUGCGAGAGGUACCAGCUCUGUGCCACUGUCGUGUCCGCUCGGCAUGGCCUUCUCGGCCGACCAGGAGCGACUGCUAGUUUGCUCCUCGAAAACCAACACGAUUGUCGCGCUGAAUGCACGCACCGGCGCCCCUCUCUCGGUUCUUGCCACGGGUGCUUUGUUGAGCGCUCCUUCGAAUCUCGUCGUCACAUCUUCUUCUUCUUCCUCCUCCUCCUCCUCCUCAUCUUCCUCGACCCAGGCAGGAUCGGCAGAGGAUGGCCAUCCGGCGGACGCGCUGUUCGUGACCAGCAAAGGUGCCAAUUCGUUGGUUCGUUUUGUCGCCUCCACUGGCCGAGGGCUUGGAACUGUCGUCUCUUGCCCGCAGCCGCACGACGUUGUUUUGCUGCCCUCGGGUGUGCUUGCCGUCUCGAGUUUCGCGUCUGACAAGCUCAUGUUUGUUGAUGCGACGCAGUACGCCCAGGCCUCGAGCUCGUCUGAACAACCCAAUGCAGCACUUUUGGCCACCAUGGAGGCCAUCAAGGCGCCGAGUGCAAUGGCAUUCUUGCCACUGUCAGCAACUUCCCGAGAUUGCGCCUCGCCACGAGACCGCAGCGCCUGCACCACGCCUGUGGUUCACUGAUUUUUUGCUUGUGCUUUCCAAAUGUGCAGCUUGCGUGGAAAUAAACGCACUACUCAAUG
Molecule: messenger RNA, 2543 nt
Organism: Capsaspora owczarzaki ATCC 30864
Lineage: Eukaryota; Filasterea; Ministeriida; Capsasporidae
Product: peptide-N(4)-(N-acetyl-beta-glucosaminyl) asparagine amidase
Exons: 3
Coding region: 19-2484 (821 amino acids)
Biological process (GO): protein quality control for misfolded or incompletely synthesized proteins; glycoprotein catabolic process; protein deglycosylation
Cellular component (GO): cytosol; nucleus
Molecular function (GO): peptide-N4-(N-acetyl-beta-glucosaminyl)asparagine amidase activity; protein binding
Source: RefSeq, a predicted model, not a curated record